AUGGCCAUUACCGCCUGGAAAUCCCUGGCCAAUACGAAGCGCCAGUCAACGCUUGAUGCCAUCCCUGAAAAGUGGAGGAUUCAGGAACCGAUUCCCUCUGCCUCGGAGCUUCGCGACGUGACAGGACCAUAUAUCCAGAAGUUCCUGAACCCCCGGGAAAUCGAGAUCACCGAGCUUGAUGCGUACGCCAUUGCCGAGAAAACGACCACUGGAGAAUGGACCGCGGUCGAAGUCACUGAAGCCUUCUGCCACCGUGCCGCUCUUGCUCACCAACUUGUAAACUGUCUGCACGAGAUAUUCUUCGACGCUGCUAUCGAAGACGCAAAACGGCUGGAUGCCUAUUUCGCAGACCACAAGAAGCCUCUUGGCCCGUUGCACGGUCUUCCGAUCAGUCUGAAGGACCAAUUCCACGUCAAAGGCGUUGAAACCACGAUGGGUUAUGUCGGAUGGAUCGGCACCUUCCAGGGCCUGAAAGACGACCCCCGAAGCCGAGUCUUCGAAAGUGAGCUUGUCCGUGAGCUGCGCAACCUUGGAGCAGUUCUAUACUGCAAGACGAGUGUUCCAAGUACGCUCAUGUGUGGAGAAACGGUCAAUAACAUCAUCACGUACACGAACAACCCGAAGAACAGACUUCUCGCCUGCGGAGGUAGUUCCGGUGGUGAAGGGGCACUCAUCGCGCUGAAGGGAUCACCAGGUGGUUUCGGGACGGACAUCGGUGGCAGCGUGCGUAUACCUGCAGUGUUCAACGGGCUGUUUGGAAUCCGGCCGUCGGCGGGACGGAUACCGUACGAGGGUGCUGCAAACUCCAUGGACGGUCAGAAUACUAUUCUUUCUGUUAUCGGACCACUUGCUGGCACGGCGCGCUCUUUGCAAUUGCUCUUCAAGGCAGUCCUCGGGCAGCAGCCGUGGCUUUACGACCCGCUUGUACAUGAAAUACCAUGGAGGGGCGAGAUUGAGCAGGAGACGCGCGCGUUGGUGGAACAGUCUGCGAAGGAUCCGUCGAAGCUCGCCUUUGCCAUAAUGAAGCAUGACGGGAUUGUUAAGCCCCAUCCUCCGAUUGCACGGGCUCUGGACAUGGUCGAGAAGACACUCGAGCAACUCGGACACAAGGUCAUCGAGUGGACUCCCCCAUCGCACAAAACCGGGGUUGAAUUAGCUAAUGCCGCUUACAACUUCGACGGUGGCGCGGACGUCCAAUACCAUUUCGGUAUAUCCGGAGAACAGCCCGCGCCACAACUCCUAGUGGCUAGCGGACUGCCUCAAAAGUCAGCUUCGGAUAUCGCCAGAGUCAACGUUGCGAAGCGCGAGUACCAGAAGCUCUACAUGGAGUACUGGAACUCCACGUCCGAGCUCACCGGUACAGGACGACCGGUCGACGCGGUCAUUUGUCCCGCAGCUCCCCACGCCGCCGUGAUCCCGACUCAGUACACCCAUGUGGGAUAUACGUCGGUCAUCAACGUGCUGGACUACAGCAGUGUGGUCAUUCCAGUUACGACCGUCGACAAGAAUGUCGAUUUGAAUGUCCCGCGAGAGUAUCUGGGCGAAUUGGAUGAGCAAUCGUACAAGAACUAUGAUGCAGAUGUGUAUGAUGGGGCGCCGGCUGGGGUCCAAAUGUUUGGACGACGACUGCAGGAGGAGAAGAUGCUUGUCUUGGCGGAGUAUGUUGGUUCAGCAGUGAGCAGUAGAUAA
This is a messenger RNA of Aspergillus mulundensis, 1689 nucleotides long. It is a transcript of the gene gmdA, whose product is annotated as putative general amidase GmdA. Bases 1 to 1689 code for a protein of 562 amino acids. The transcript has 4 exons. Lineage: Eukaryota; Fungi; Ascomycota; Eurotiomycetes; Eurotiales; Aspergillaceae. The record is from RefSeq and is a predicted model, not a curated record.